This is a messenger RNA of Punctularia strigosozonata HHB-11173 SS5, 1732 nucleotides long. RefSeq lists its product as uncharacterized. The transcript is spliced from 2 exons. Lineage: Eukaryota; Fungi; Basidiomycota; Agaricomycetes; Corticiales; Punctulariaceae. The record is from RefSeq and is a predicted model, not a curated record. Bases 464 to 1732 code for a protein of 422 amino acids.
AGAGGAAGCCAGCCGUCCAUCUACAAUCCGCUGUGCAUUCGAGAGCGGCUGACCAGUAAGCUCGCGAGACUAUCUCCGCUCGUCCUCGCGCCGGGAGUCGCCCGUAUAUCACAGAUCCGACGGCGUCCCCACCGCCGCCGUCGAGCCACGAUCCAUCAGCGCACACGGCAGCACCGAGCGCAGGAGCAGCCACUCGAGAGCGCGGACCAGCUCGCCGUUUCGCAUCCGCGUCGUCGAGGGACAGGACAGGACGUUCGUGAGGGUCACGCUAUCGGGCGAUCGAGUCCGCGGGCGCUCCGACUCCCCCGCACGCUGCCGCGUUUGCCAGGGAAGCACUCGGCCACUCGCCACCGCCUAUCCUCCCGCCGCCUUCACCACCCCCACCAACACUGAAAAGAAUCAAGCUACCGCUACGAGUAUAUCUACGCGAGCCGUACAAGUGCAGACGGACGAGGACGACGGGAUGAAGCAUGAGCACGCGGACGUGGCCGCGAUGCGCGAUCGGUGCCGAUUGCUGGAGCGCGCCGUAAGGGAGACGCGGGAGAUGCUGAGGGCGCGGGACGGGGAGAUCGAGCGGCUGAAGCGGGAGAUGGCGCGGCUCGUGGAGGAGCACCAGCGGGAGCGGGAGGAGGACCGGCGCGCGCUGCAACAGGUGAACGCGGCGUCAUUGAAGAUGCAGGCGGAGCGCGAGCAGGGCACGCUCCGCCCGAAGCGCUCGUUUCACGUCGCGGCGAGGAACGGACGGGAGGUCGCGACGGCCGUGCCGCGCAAGGCGUGGUCGGAGGCGGAGGCCAGGGCGAGGCAGAAGAGCCUCGAGGUGUUCUGCACCAAGACCGACGAGUGGUCCGGUGCGGACGUGUGCGAGGCCGUGCGGGAUCUCAACUCGGAGGUGCUCCAGUUCGCGGCGGGCGUCUCGGAGCUGUGCGCGACGACGACGACGCGGGGAGGGGCCAGAAAUUCGCCGGCGAAACCGGCGGUGCAGGCGAUCCAGGACACGGCGGCGAGGCUCGGGCCCGGGUUCGUGCGCGUGCUCGCCAGCCGGGAUCACGGCCGGGACCCGAUCUUGGUCCAGUUCGCGCUGCAGUCGCUGUUGUCGGCGUGCGUGGCCCGGUUCUUCGCGAGCUUCUGCCCGGGGCUGGCGAGCAAGUACGACAUGCUGCUGUGCCAGAUCUACGAGCAUAUGCGCGCAACGCGGGCGCAGGCGACGUCCGCACGCUGGCGAGCGCUCACGCACCACCACAUCCGGGCGCUGUACAGGACGGUGGAGGAGCACGCGCUGAACGAGCUCGCGGCGACGAUGCUCAGGUGGACGGCGGACCUGCUCGCAGCGGCGGGAUGUCGCGAGGCGCAGGCGGCAUUUGCGGCGCCGGUCGCGCUCAAGACGCGCUUUGGGCCGCAGCUGAGGAGGAUCGUGCUCGCGGUGGGAAAGCUGGCGCAGGUGACGAGGGAGGAGAUAUUGAGCACGAAUUUCGAGGUGGGUACGGUGCCGCAAGGGACGGCGUACGAUGCGACGGAGAUGUGCGACGCGGCGGAGGACGGGGAGGCGGCGGCGGCUCAAGCUGCGGCUGCUGGGAGGGCGAAGGUAUUGUGUUGCACGGAGCUCGGGUUGAGGUGUACGACGCGGAAGGAGGACGCGGGCGAGGAAGAGGACGAGGAGGGCACGAUGGACGAGACGCUGCUGCUAAAGCCGAAGGUAGUUCUGGAGUCCAUCGUGGCAGCCCUCGACAGGUGA